Molecule: messenger RNA, 750 nt
Organism: Harmonia axyridis
Lineage: Eukaryota; Metazoa; Arthropoda; Insecta; Coleoptera; Coccinellidae
Exons: 2
Coding region: 118-729 (203 amino acids)
Source: RefSeq, a predicted model, not a curated record
UUACUUUGUUAAACUCACCGAGAAAAAGUCAGAACUGAGAUAAAAAAAAAAAAAUUGUUACUAACUGGUACCUCCCCGCAUAAACUAGACCUAUUAAUCUGAUUUUAUACUACUGACAUGUUCUUAUUAUUCUGUGAUUUUCUUGUUCAGGCAAAGAGGAUGUCAGAGAGUCUGCAUAGUCGCUGGGCAAAAAUCCGGUGGGGAGAUGAGGUGGUGUACGAGCCACGAAGCUCAUCACCGGAGACAAUACCGGAAGUACCGGUGUUGAGGAGAAGAACAGUGACAGAGGUGAGGAUGUCUAGAGCCCCCCAGAGCUCGGUGUCGUCCGUUAGAGGGAGAAAUUACCUAGCCGGAGUAGAGAGAGUGAUGAAGAGGACCACUACGCAGUCUACACAGACCCCCCCUUUGUGCCAGCUGCGUGCCAAUCAAACCACACCGGCCCCCAAGAGUGUUCGUACAGUCGGUACGACAGGAUCUAAGGUCUAUCUGGAGGUGAGAUCCAACACGUGCUGGAAGUGCGGCAAGACAUGCCCCUCGCGGCAGGAGUGUCGAGGUCCACCACUCCUAUUUUGCAGCAGAUGUGGUUUGAUAGGUACGCAGACCAGGUACUGCGAGUGCGUACCCAGGAAACUGGCCCCACGACCGCCAGCAACUAGGUCGGAACAACCAGCCAGGCAUCCAUGUGCAAGAUGCACAGAAAGGGAGGCCAUGCAGCGGAAAAUGAGAUAGAAAAAAAAAAAAGAAUGAUGG